Molecule: messenger RNA, 267 nt
Organism: Entrophospora sp. SA101
Lineage: Eukaryota; Fungi; Glomeromycota; Glomeromycetes; Entrophosporales; Entrophosporaceae
Source: the annotation of a GenBank genome assembly
AUGAAUACUGAAGGAUCAUCUAGUAAAGGUGGAAGCAGGACAGGAAGAAAAUUGGUCGCUCUUACUAAUAUUAAAAAAAAGGAAUUAUGUGAAUAUAAAAUUGCUAAUCCAACUAAAACAAAUGAACAAAUUAGAAAUGAAUUUGGAAUUAGUAAAUCAACAGUAGGGGAUAUUCUUAGGGAAAAAGCUACAAAUAAUUUAAUACAACAUCAUCAGUUCCACUCUUCUAGAUCAGCAAAUACAGUUUUUAAUAACAAUAACAAUUGA